UCCUCCGUAUUUCUCAGUGUCUUUCUCUAAGCCUUCCCUCCUCUUCUCCUACGUCUCUUCUCAUUCUUCACUGUUAUCUUCUUAUCUUUACUCUCUUUCCCCAGGCAAAUAGACGAGAAGAGGGAAAAAGGGGUCUUUAAUUUUGCUUUCAAAUAUGCUGCAAGAUAUGUGGACUGCUCCUCCUGGUUUCAGACCCACCAAAUCUGCUCCCACUUCACCAGCCAAGCCUCUUGGGGUGUCCAGAACUCGCUCUGAGUCCUUUCAUGCCAUCCACAAAGUCCCUGUGGGUGACAGUCCUUAUGUGAGAGCAAAAAAUGUUCAAUUGGUAGAUAAAGACCCAGAGAAGGCGAUUCCCUUGUUUUGGGCAGCUAUAAAUGCUGGGGAUAGAGUGGAUAGUGCUUUGAAAGAUAUGGCAAUUGUCAUGAAGCAACAGAAUCGGGCUGAGGAAGCCAUUGAAGCUAUCAAGUCAUUACGAAACCGAUGUUCAGAUCAAGCGCAAGAGUCCCUUGACAAUAUUCUUUUGGAUCUUUACAAGAGAUGUGGGAGGUUGGACGAUCAAAUAGCAUUGUUGAAACACAAGCUUUACUUGAUUCAACAAGGGCUUGCCUUCAACGGGAAACGCACAAAAACUGCUAGGUCUCAAGGGAAGAAAUUUCAGGUCUCUGUGGAACAAGAAGCAACUAGGUUAUUGGGGAACCUGGGAUGGGCAUUGAUGCAGCAAAAUAACUACGUUGAAGCAGAAGAUGCCUAUCGGCGGGCACUUUCUAUUGCACCUGAUAACAAUAAAAUGUGCAACCUUGGUAUAUGCUUGAUGAAGCAGGGAAGAAUUGCAGAGGCUAAAGAGACAUUGCGUCGAGUGAAACCAGCAGUUGCAGAUGGUCCAAGAGGUGUUGAUUCCCAUCUCAAAGCGUAUGAAAGGGCACAACAGAUGCUCAAGGAUCUUGAAUCCGAGAUGAUGAACAAGGGAGGAGACCGGGUUGAACAGAGUAGGCUCUUUGAUGCGUUUCUUGGUUCUUCGUCGAUUUGGCAGCCUCAGCCUUGCAAGGAUCAUAACUUCUUGUCAACAACUAAUGCAAGCAAAUUUCAUGAUGAUUUUGCCGAUGAGAACGUUGAUUCAAAUAUAGUAACAACCCAGACGGUGCUUUCACAGCAAAAAAGUAUCAAACAGUUUGCUCUUUUUGGGAAUUCUCUGAAUGUGGACGCACCCCCAUUUUAUUCCUUGAAAAUGGUGAAAGAGCCAACUGGGUCUCAAUUCCAUGAGACCCUUAAGAGAACAAGAUCAGGAAACGCUGCUAAUGAAAUGGGGGUGGUCAAGCCAUCAGUGGAGCCUGACAAGCCAGAAACCAAGUCAAGAAGGCUAUCUGACGAAACAGAGGAGAGAUUGUCUGAGUUGUUGCCAGACAACAAGGACUUUGAGGAGGCUAUUCUUGCAGCAGUUUUGGAUCCAACAAAUGAAGCAGGGAAGCCGGUUGAAAGUGUCAACACCAGUAUCUUUCAGACGAAGAUAGAAAAGAGGCUAAAGGUUUUCCAGGACAUCACACUCUCUCUCAGCCCAAGAGCCUAGCCUGAAUAAAGUUUAGCCUAAAUCACCUUAACUAAUUAAAUCGUAUAAAUUUCUAGGAUGGAGAUGAACUUGUUCUCCUUGACCCUAGUUCCAGUAGGAGUACGGCUGUGGGUUUUCCCACCAUACUCGAGCAUAUUGUUUCUAUUUAUUUGUGUAAGGCAUAUAUUUUUAAUUGGGAAUAAUUCAAUGUCUCGUUUCACGCA
Molecule: messenger RNA, 1767 nt
Organism: Hevea brasiliensis (rubber tree)
Lineage: Eukaryota; Viridiplantae; Streptophyta; Magnoliopsida; Malpighiales; Euphorbiaceae
Product: protein POLLENLESS 3-LIKE 2
Exons: 4
Coding region: 155-1564 (469 amino acids)
Molecular function (GO): protein binding
Source: RefSeq, a predicted model, not a curated record